AUGGUGCAGUUCAUGGUCCCCGAGCAGCAGUGCUGUUGGAAGCUGAUGGCAGCAGGGCAGCAGGGCGCACGGGGGGGGGGGCAGGCAGGUGCUGCAGGUCCCCUCCCCCCACUGCCGCAUCCGCACCAGGGGGAUGGCAGAUCCCCUCCCCCCAACUGCUGCACCCACCAGGGGGGUGUGCUGUGCAUGGCGCGUGCAGAGGGCAGCAGGGUGCACGGGGCGCACAGGGUAGCAGGGCAGCAGGGCGCGCGGGGCGCACGGGGCUGCAGGGCGCGCGGGGCAGCAGGGCAGCAGGGCGCACGGGGCGCACAGGGCAGCAGGGCGCAGCAGGUGCUGCAGGUCCCCUCCCCCCACUGCCGCAUCCGCACCAGGGGGACGGCAGAUCCCCUCCCCCCCACUGCUGCACCCGCAGCAGGGGGAGGGAGAUAA
Molecule: messenger RNA, 429 nt
Organism: Closterium sp. Naga37s-1
Lineage: Eukaryota; Viridiplantae; Streptophyta; Zygnematophyceae; Desmidiales; Closteriaceae
Source: the annotation of a GenBank genome assembly